AUGCCGUCUCAUGUGCCUCCCGUUUGCCGUAAUGAACUUCCAACUAAGACCCAGUGCCUUCUGGCUGUUUGCAAGAGUGAAACAAUGGGUGAGACUGUAGAUGACCCGUCUGCAAUAUGUCCAACUAACAGGGAAACUGCACCUCUUCUUCAUUACAAACGAAGGAGAGAUAUUGAUUUGAACUCAAUUGAUUCAACGGGUUCGGAAAAUUCACCCAAGAAAACCGAAGGUCCUUCUUCAUCUACCAUUACGACAGCAAGGUCGGCUAUGAAUUUGACAUGUGGAUUAUCAACAUUGGUGGAGUAUUCUUUAAUGAAAUCACUUGAAAUAAAAGAAAAACCCCGUCUUCCUCUCUCGACUUUUGCCCCCGCCAAUCUCAAUGCAACAGCGCCUCCCGAAUGCUUAGACUUCAUCCACAGUUUACAAGAGGAGAUUUAUAAGGUAUCCAUUGAGAGGGAAACAUUAAGGCUUGAAAUGUUGAGCAUCCGGUCGAUGGCUAAUGUUCUUCAAUCCAAAGUCGAGCAUCUGACAAAGGAGAAUGAGAAGCUGAAGCGGAAGGUUCAAGAUGCUUAG
Molecule: messenger RNA, 573 nt
Organism: Eucalyptus grandis
Lineage: Eukaryota; Viridiplantae; Streptophyta; Magnoliopsida; Myrtales; Myrtaceae
Product: NAC domain containing protein 52
Exons: 1
Coding region: 1-573 (190 amino acids)
Source: RefSeq, a predicted model, not a curated record